GAGCAUUAAAAAGGCAGAGAGAGAGAGAGAGAGAGAGAAAGAGAGAGAGAAGGGAAAGAAGCAAAGGAAAGAGAGAAGAAAAGCAACUCGGCAGGACUGCUAAGAGCCCAGCUCAACGAUGGCCAUGGCCCUGAGAGCACAGAAGACAGCAUGCACCUGGGGCAGGCUCUGCCUCCUUCUCUCCCUCUUCCUUCAGCUGCCAGGCUCCCAGGCCAAAUGCUACUUCCAGGCUAAAGGUAAGCAGGGAGGCGAGAUGGGAGGAUGUGGAUGCUGGGAGAAUGUCUUGGCUUUGCCCAGGGCAGCUGGGCUCAGCCCUGAGAAGAGCUACACAGGCUGUGCUGAGCCUGGGAGCACAAUCGUGGGCCAGUGAUAACUGGAAGGAGCAGUCUAUAAACCACAUAACAGCUCCCCAGGGUUCUGGCUGAGAAAUAGCUUGCUGGGCCAUGAAGAGCUCCUGGCAGGAGCCUGGCUGUGGCCAAGAUGCAGGACCAGUAGCACAGGGAGGGGGGCUGCCCUCCUGCCCUCCCAGGAGUGAAGAGAUGCCGAAAUCCAAAGCGACACUGGAUGUGACCUCUUCAAAGAGCCAAGAGUCACCUGACUGUGCCCCAAGUCACCAGGAUGGAUGAGAGCACCUUCCUCUAUGUCUACCUGGGCUUCCCAAACCUGCCCAGAUGGCAGGAGGAGAGGCCACCAACCAUUUCCCAUGUCACAGGGAAGAGGGGAAGCAGUGAUAUCCCUGUUUCCUCUGAGGGCAGAGGGAUGCCAGUGGGGCUCCCAUGCACCCUCACGCUUAUUGCCACUAUUUUCUUUGCAGCUCCCUGUGAGUAUGAGGGGAAGCAGUUCUCCCUUGGUGAGUCGUGGCUGAGCACCAACUGUCUGCUGUGCACCUGCCUGCACCCCAUUGGCGUUGGAUGCUGCGAGACCACCCAGCACCCCAUUGACUUCCCUGACUGGUGUGAAGCCCACUACGACACACAGACCUGCCAGAUCUCGGUGGUGCAGAAGGCCAACCCCAGCCUGCCGUGUGUGAAGAGCAUGGAGCAUGAGUGGGGCUCAGCUGGCACCCCUGAGCCACUGAACAAGGUGCUGGAUGCAGGGCUUAGCAGAUAGAGUGCACGGCCUUGCUGUCAGCCCCACUCCCCAGAGCACACCUCCUGCAUGCUCCAGACCUGCCCCAUCCUGUAGACAUCACUGCAGCCACCUUCCAGGGAAACCACUAUCCAUGCACUAUUGUACUGAGCUAACAUUUACAACCUAGUGCUGCCACAGUACAGCUUUGCUUCUGCCUUCAGCUUCCCAAACUCAGCUGGGGCCCCUUCCCCAACAUGGCAUCGCUCUCAAGAUGAGCUGUGGGCCAGGGCACACAAGCCUCCAGCGGGACCAGCGGGCCCUGAGCUGUGAUUUUUUGGGGGAAUACAGAUCCCAAGGGAUGCCACCAAGGUGCACAGGGAAUUUCCAGCUCCAAAUGGCUACAGGACCAAAUUACACCACAUCCAGCUGCAAGCUAAGUAGCUCCCACCAACACCCCAGUUCCCCUGCCUGCAGCCACUGGCAUCUCAGUGGGAAGCAUAGCGGUCCUGAAGCAUGACGUGCUCUGGCCAGUCCCUUCUCUGCACCUGAGUGCAAGAAGCGUAACCUGCUUCUUGAACCACUAAAGUUCAUGUUCCCACAGCUCCUAUGACUAGAGCUCUGUGUGCCAGCCCUGGGCAACAUUACAAGAGAGCCAGCCCUGGGCAGGCAGAACACUGGGCACGUGGGAAAAAACGCUGUCCUCAGGAGCGUGGCCCCCUGUGCAGGCUGUCCCAUUCCAGCUGCAGGAAGGUGGGUGCCCUGCUGGUGUUCAGAGAGCUGAAGCAACCUGUCUGUGUGAGUGUGGAGCUGGCUGCCCUGACAGCCUGCCCCAGCUGGUGCCAUGCCUGUGCUGUAUGGAGCCUUGUGUAGAUGUUUCUGUUCUUGCAAUAAAGGUAUUA
Gallus gallus (chicken) is the source of this 1970-nucleotide messenger RNA. It is a transcript of the gene MSMP, whose product is annotated as microseminoprotein, prostate associated. The transcript has 2 exons. Bases 619 to 1110 code for a protein of 163 amino acids. NCBI's taxonomy places the organism in Eukaryota, Metazoa, Chordata, Aves, Galliformes, Phasianidae. The record is from RefSeq and is a predicted model, not a curated record.